Messenger RNA from Anopheles coustani, 1763 nucleotides. RefSeq names its product protein C12orf4 homolog. The transcript is spliced from 2 exons. NCBI's taxonomy places the organism in Eukaryota, Metazoa, Arthropoda, Insecta, Diptera, Culicidae. Gene Ontology annotation, cellular component: cytoplasm. The record is from RefSeq and is a predicted model, not a curated record. The coding region runs from base 48 to 1628 and encodes 526 amino acids.
ACAACAGGUAUAACAUAAACAUAAGUGGGCGUUGUGAGAGGUUGCAAAUGGAGCUGGAACCGACAAAAGUGGUCGAUUUUCAUUAUGAAUACACCAACGUGGACGAGAAACCAGCCAAGUUGGUGUACGCGAUCGAAAUUCCCUACAGGGGCAGUGUGGUCGAGCUGAGCCACCAGAUUGUCUCGGUUCGGAUGGAUCCCAUAAUGCAGUUUCUCAAGGCCAACCGCGAUCUGUUGAAGACGUUGGAAAAGUUUGUCGAGCGUGAAAAUCAAGCUUUCUACGACGAACGGGAUGAGCUGCUGCUCGAGAAGUUCCGCAAUGGGACUCCGGAUGUGGACACGCUGGCACUGGACACGGAAAAACUAUAUCGCGAGGAAAUACUUGAGUUUGCCGACCGCAUCGGGCCGACGGAUGAAGAAAUCUUUGCUCAAAGCUACCAUCAGCUGGUGCAUUCGUCGCUGCUGCCUGAAAUUCUGACCAAAGAGCGGGAAUACGCGCGCACGAUUGCGAGUUUGUCGACGCAAAUGACCCAGCAAAUUACCACAAUGAACACGCUCCACCAGGAGGAGAUAGAAUCGAAGAUCAAGCUGCUGGACAUUUCAAUCACGCCCGAAAACAUCAAUCAUAUGCUAGCGAAGCAGUACGGAAUGCAAAACAUGAUACGGAAACAGUGUGAAUCGGAAUUGGAGUCGACGCGGGGCCACCAGAAACACGAGUAUCGAAACUGGGUCACGCAGCAUGUCGAUGAAAGUUUCCUCGGUCAAUCGGAAAGUCCUACGCAGAUAGGCAACCGAUGGUCAAUGAUAUCAACCCAAGCACCCUCGAUGGAGGAAAGCUUCACCAUUCAUCUCGGAUCUCAGUUGAAGCAUAUGCAUAAUAUAAGGAUUCUAAGUACUCGCGUUUCGGACCUGUGUAGUCCCCUGUACGGCGACACUUCGUUUGGUGGUCCCAACGUGGCCCUUGGGCUCUACUCCAGCUCGCUAUGCGGUAUCGUUGUGCUCACGCCGUCCGGCACAAUUACACCCGAUAGGGAAAUACGUCGCAAUGCGAACAUGUCGACGGAGUUUCAUUUCGAUCAGAUCGACCGUCAAAUAGAAAAGAUACAGGAGGACUUGAGAAACUUGCAGCAUGGUAAUGCUAUCGAUGCAGGUGGCGCCCAGAGCCUGACGGUAGGCCGACGCCCGGACCGGAAUGUGGUAACGGUGAAACCGGGCGAUGCGUUCAUCACUCGUCACUCGAAUCUCUCGCAUUCGCACGUCAUUUUUCAUCUCAUCUCGGAUGAAACAUUCCAAAGCCCAAGCGAAAUCAACUCGAGACACCCUGUGAUACUAGGAUUGAGGAAUAUUUUGAAAAUAUCUAGCCGACAUGAUAUAACUACACUAACGAUUCCCGCUUUGUUGAGGCAUGAAAUGUCCGAGGACAUGACGGUUAGUUGGUGUAUACGGAGAGCGGAAUUGGUGUUUAAAUGCGCCAAAGGAUUCAUGAUUGAAUCUGCUAGCUGGGGUGGAGCGGAACUGAACACAUUGCAACUUCUACUACCCCAUGAUAUCUCGGAAGAGCUAUUCCGCACGUUGGCCGACAUGGUACCGCACGUAUUCCGUGUGGCCAAUCCUAAGAUCCUGCAGUGAAUGUGUUUGCGGGGGUUUGAGGUACUGUUCGCUAGUCUGGGAACGGGGAAAGAAAGAGCGAAUUGAACAGAGCAAGAGCUGCGACAGUAGAACGAUGGAAACAUCGCGAAUUUAUGCAAAUAAAAUAUUUAAAAC